AUGGAAUUGAAGAAACCCCAAAAAUCAGUUAAGCAGCUUAGAAGUAUUAGCCAUGCCGUGACCACAGUUCAAUUAUUACGAAUUAUUAACCCAUCAGCAGACUCCACAAUAGAUCUAAGUAGCAUGGUAAUUUUUAUACAGAAGCAAAUUAUUGAUCGUAUCCCAAGUCCAGUGAAAAAUCGAGUUAAAGAAAUUUUCCAGAAUUUCGUUUUCAAAAAUCAUUCGUUCACACUACCUACAGCUGAAUUCUUAAAAUUAUAUGACAAAUCUAUAUCAAAAAAGCCAAGAUUAAAAGAAAAUUCCAAAGCUCCUAAAACUGCGUAUGAGAAAUCCAAUAUUUCCUUUAUUGAAAGUAAUAGAAAUUUAUCAGAAAACCUCAAUAUUAGUAAAAGGGUCAGAAAUUUGUCACAUGAAAGAGAGUUUAUUCGAUAUGGAACUGAUUUUCAAGAAAUUAUACAGCAAAGUCCAGAAGUUAAAAGAAGUGUUUCUCAAGGCCGAAAAAUCUUAAAAAAACCGAUUAAAGAGACCCCGAAAAAGUCACCCAAAAUUGUAAAUGUGUCUUAUUCUGAUCUUCAUAAGAAAAAAGCUUUGACUAUCUGCAACACUCCUGAGCCUAAAUCGAGAAAAAUAUCCUAUUUAACUCAGUCAUAUGAUCAUAAUAUAAAUAAUGACGAAGGAAAAUCUUUUAUUUUGGAUAUUACUCAAAGCUCAGGUGUUUUUAAAACGCUUUAUACGAAUAUACAAGAAUUGAUUGAGAUCAGAAAAGCUCAUCUGAGCUUGAGUAAGCCAAAAAAUAACGAAAAUUAA
This is a messenger RNA of Blepharisma stoltei, 807 nucleotides long. NCBI's taxonomy places the organism in Eukaryota, Ciliophora, Heterotrichea, Heterotrichida, Blepharismidae. The record is from the annotation of a GenBank genome assembly.